CAGACACCUCCUUCUGACACCUCAUAACCCCAAAGACUGUCAUUGAAUUCUUAGACCCCAAUAUGAGCGUGGAAAGUUGUAAUGGUGCAAGAGGGCGUAAGCUUCAUAAAAGACAUUAGGAGGCGUCGGAGGUGUUGCAAGUACUGCUCGUUGCUGAUCAACACCGUCAGCCUCGUCCUGGACCUCGGGGAGGUGGGGCUCAGCUCCUACAUGAUCUUCGUGGUCCCCCACGUGCUCUUCUGGUGGGGUGUGUCUUGCUUCCAACUGAGUUUUUGCUCGCUGGUGGUGACGACCUUUUACUACCCCCUGCUCGUGCGCACUCCCAAGCUGAAAAACGUGAUAAUAGUGUUAUUUUUGAUAUUGGCCGUUAAGGUGGCGGCCGCCGGUUUGCUGAUCAGACACGUGCUGAGACGCCCCCCGGAGCACGACGAUUUCGAGCUUAAAUGUUUCACGGUGGUGAAAUCGUUGCAUUUAGGGGUGAUUUUUGGGGUGUUCACUUAUUACUGGCGGAUUUACGCGAUUGCUAUUGUGGAAUUUAGGCGGGGGUCUGUCGGGCCCAGUUCGAUAAUCGAUCUGGAGGAGUUGCAGAAGCCGCAACGCUCCAGCGCCACCAUGUACAGUUUUAAAUAGUUUCGCGUGUGUUAAGAAUAAAAUUUUGUUAAAACGGACCCUGCGGGCGCUUUCUUGUGAUCGAUCAACUGGCUUGGGCCCCGGAGGCGUGUCAGAUUAACGCCUAAUCAGCUUUUUAUUUAUUGAGCGACGUCGAUUUCUCUUCUCACCGAGUGAAAUGUCUCAUUGAGAUUAUUUCAGUUCAGUUAUCAAGUGGUUCUAAGACCGAAUAUCAUUAGCACCGUUUGGGACUUUUUUUAGUCUGGUCGUAAACUGCCAGUAAAAAUGACGCUUUUAACCCUCUUGAGCCCUUUUACGUAGUUCUCGUUAUGACUGUAGAAGCGUUGGUGUCUCUUUAAAUACUUUACGAACAUAAUUUCAUUAAUGAGAAAAAUAAAUUUGUAUUUUAUCGUUG
Molecule: messenger RNA, 1024 nt
Organism: Anthonomus grandis grandis
Lineage: Eukaryota; Metazoa; Arthropoda; Insecta; Coleoptera; Curculionidae
Exons: 3
Coding region: 82-630 (182 amino acids)
Source: RefSeq, a predicted model, not a curated record